UCGAUGAAAUCUUCGAAAGGCAUUAGUAAGAAAAGCAAAACCAUGGAUUAUACGACUAACGCCUACAAUGAAGCUGUGAGUCGUCUGAAGUUAAUGUUGGCUGAUUCUUAUGCCACACCCAAGAGUAGCAGUACAUACUUGCGUAACUAUGUUGAGGAUUCUACAGAUAAUCUCUCAGAUAACUUAUCGGUAAUUGAUCGUCCAGUUUUGUCGGAUAUAUCCAAAUAUUUGUCCACAAACCAACGUGCGCGUUUAGGCUCUUUUCGCUCUAAGAAGUCGUACAGCACUUCUAAGGAAAAUCUUUUAGCACCUACAAUUUACCAGACCACAACACCAACUGUAGUACCUGUGGAUUAUUAUGUACCUCCAAAGCCACAGUUAUCGGCUGAUAGUGUACAAGCACCAGUUGAAAUUUUCAAUUUCAUUGAAAAGCAAGAGGAUUACAUAGAACAGUUAGAAAAGGAAUCGAAGUAUUGCCGCAAUGAGUUAACCAAUUUACUUGGCAAAGUUAAGGAUGUUAUCAAUGAAAAUGAGCAAUUAACAGAAAAUGCGCGAAACGAAUUGGCAACCUUAACGGGCCACGAAAAGCACAUAAGUCCUUCUUCAGACAGUGAUGAUAAUAUUUUUGCUAGCAAAAAGACAAGUACACCACGCAAAAAGGAUGUGGGUCUUAUUAAAUCGCCACGUUAUGCCAGUGCACCAAAUAUAGUCUAUGAAGCACGUAUAAGUGAGCUUGAGGCAGAGCUAAUGCAAGCCAAUAUAGAUUUGAAACGUUUGAAGAAUGAAAAUGAGGACCUUAAACAUAAGGUGUCACUAGUUGAUCCACUUGUCAUAGCGAAAAAUGUAGGUCCUGUUAAUUGUGAAACACAUCGGAAACAAAUUGAGCAUUUGCAGAUGGAUAAAGUCGCAUUGGAGGAAACUGUGCGACAAUUGCAGAAAUCAUUAGAUGAAAUGAAGGCUCAACAGUACAGUGCUACCUCAAAACGUCAUGCAAACGAUCUGAUGCAAAUGGAACGUGCACAGUCAGAGUUGGAGGUCAAGCAUUUACGUGAUGAACUUGAUAGGCAACAUGAACGUGUGCGGGAGUUGCAACAUGAAAUGUCAAGACGCAUUGCUGACGAGCGUGCAAAUGCUGAACGACGUUAUAACAGUCAAGUCGAUCAACUUGGUGGAGAUUUGAGUAAUCAGUGGGAACAAGUGGCUAAGCUACAAUUGGAUUUAGAACGACAGAAGCGUUAUGAAACUGACUUAAAACGAGAUUUGGCUGGUCGCAAUGCACAAAUUGAAGAAUUAAAGAUGGAAUUGCGCUCAAAUCGUAGCACUUUCCUGGCUGAUAUGGCACAGGUUAAUGCUGAAAAACAAUCGUUGGAACAGGAAAUCACUUCAUUACGCUUGCAAUUGGAUCGUGCAGCUAGGGAGUCGAAAACUGAGUCGGCACGAUUAAAUGCGGAAAUAAGUUCAUUGCGGCAACGCUUGGAUCGUGGUGACGCUGAUCUGUUGCAUGCUAAGCGUGAAGUUUUGCGUUUAAAUGAUGAAAUAGCAAAUCUGGAAAAAGAGUUAGCUUACGGUGAACUGAAAAAUGAGAUACGUCCAACGAAGAAGGACUUGGACAAACGCAUGUCCGAAAUGCAAGAAAAACAUGUUGAAACUGUUAGUGAACUUGAAGAAAUGAUACAAAACCAGAAGCAACUCAUGGAUAAAUUGACAAACGAGUGUAAAGUGUUAACAAAUAGAUUAGAGGAUACCUCACUCAAGCAUAAAACGGAACUAUCGACUCUACAAUCGAAUGUAGAGUACUUGACAAAUCGUAUGUUAAAUAAUGAACGUUCUCCGACCUCUUACAAUAGUUUACCAUCUGCUAAAGCCUCUCUCGACUACAAGCCGACCACAUUUGGCACAACCGAUACCGCGCGCAUCCUCAGCGACUACAGCAAAACCUCUCCAUACAAUUACGACUCCAUCCUCGCUAAAUCAACAACAGCCGAUACUUACCCCACAGCAACUACUGCGGCAACUACAGCAGCGUCAUCCUACGAUAUUGAUGCCAUUAAAUCCAAAUACGAAACUUCAAGAAUCGAUAACGGAAUCAGUGACUACAAGCCCAGCUAUAGCUAUGGACUCGACGAAAACGACGAUGAAAAUCUCAAAGACAACAUCGGCGAAGGAGAAAAGCAACAAUAUCAGCAGCAACGAAAAGAUGAAGGCAACAUCGGGGAAAUCAGCACAACUGAACAUAAAACCAAACCAACCUAUGAGCUCAACUCCAACUACAACGUCGGCGAAAUACAAAAAACGGACACAAACAUGGCCCCUGCCGCAAUCAGUGACUACAACAAUGACUACAGCGGCUACGAAGGCUACGAUCAGCAACAAUAUGAUGCAAGCGCGUACGAUACAACAUAUGAUCCGCAACAAUAUGAUGGUAGCCAACAACCAUAUAUCGGCAACGAGCAAUACGACACCAGCGCAGGACAAGCAUACGACACAAAUACUGAACAAGGUGGUGGAUACAGUGACUACACAGCCGCCGACUACAACACUACAACAUACGAAUAUGAUACCCCAAAUACUGGUACAACAAUCUCCAGUGAACCUCAACAACAACAACAACAACAGCAACCACAAGCAACAAAAACCAACAACGAAAUCAGGUCACCACCGCCGGCAACACAACCAACACCAAUCACAUCAACGACACCGAUUGGCGCAGGAAGCAGCACGUUGCCUGGAAGCCGCACAACAACAGAAAGCCGCCCUCAACCACGAACGAGCGGUGGCACUAUGGGCUCAACAUCUGCAAGUGGAGCAGUCAGCGGCGGAAAAUCCAAUCUGCCACAACAGUCCGCCACGGCAGCUGCCAAAAAGUAAUUACGUAGUACAAAACGCAGCGGAUAACAUCGAAUUAUUCGAUCCAUUUGAACUGGAAUUUAGUAUAAGUAGUCCAAGUUUAUUGCGCUCCUUUAG
This is a messenger RNA of Teleopsis dalmanni, 2964 nucleotides long. Its product is annotated as serologically defined colon cancer antigen 8 homolog. The transcript is spliced from 6 exons. Gene Ontology annotation, cellular component: centriole; centrosome. Lineage: Eukaryota; Metazoa; Arthropoda; Insecta; Diptera; Diopsidae. The record is from RefSeq and is a predicted model, not a curated record. Gene Ontology annotation, biological process: neuron migration; centrosome cycle; tube formation. Bases 4 to 2868 code for a protein of 954 amino acids.